Megalops cyprinoides (Indo-Pacific tarpon) is the source of this 1643-nucleotide messenger RNA. It is a transcript of the gene shisa8b, whose product is annotated as shisa family member 8b. The transcript is spliced from 4 exons. Gene Ontology annotation, cellular component: AMPA glutamate receptor complex; dendritic spine membrane; postsynaptic density. Gene Ontology annotation, biological process: regulation of short-term neuronal synaptic plasticity; regulation of AMPA receptor activity. The record is from RefSeq and is a predicted model, not a curated record. NCBI's taxonomy places the organism in Eukaryota, Metazoa, Chordata, Actinopteri, Elopiformes, Megalopidae. Bases 177 to 1418 code for a protein of 413 amino acids.
ACCAUUUUGAACUGUAAUUAGUUUUUACUUUUGCACACAUUGAAAGAGGUCCCAGGCAAUUUUUUAAAAAUUAUUUUGUUAUUCUGGAAGCAGGUGGGUUUGAUCAUUCUUUAGUUUCCUAGACACUUAGUUCUCCCAUAGCCACAACACCGCACUGUCCCCCAGAAGAGUUUGACAUGGCGGUCCAUGCAGUUAUAUUCAAACUGCUCCUCACGCUGCUGCUGGGAUCGUCCUCUCUGGCCCAGAACAGUGAGAAUACAGAAAUGGACCUCCAACCAGCCAAUCAGACAGCAGAUCCCUCCACCAUCCCAGAGGUCACCCUGACAACUCCAGAAGCGGGGGUGGAGGAGGAGACUGUUCCGCCCACAGGCAGCCGUUGCCAGGGCUACUAUGAUGUGAUGGGCCAGUGGGACCCGCCUUUUAACUGUAACGUUGGCAUCUACCUGUAUUGCUGUGGCACCUGUUUCUACCGCUUCUGCUGCCAGUUCAGACAGCACCGGCUGGACCAGACAUCCUGCUCCAACUAUGACACGCCCAUCUGGGCCAACACGGGAAAGCCGGUGGCGGCCGUCACGGAAAUCCAGGAUGAGCAUGACCGGGACAAGACGCACAUGAUUGUCUACAUCAUCUGCGGGGUGGUGGCCAUCAUGGUGCUGGUGGGCAUCUUCACCAAGCUGGGCCUGGAAAAAAGUCGAGGCGCUCAGACUGACAUGACCAACUCCAGGACGCUGACGGAGCUCCUGAAGCAGCCCGGAGGGGAGGUGGCCAGCGUGGACGGAGCGGCGGACAGCCCCCCAGCCGGAACCAAUGGGAUAUCCGCCAGGAUGCUGCGCAGCAGAAGCGAGCAGUACCACCUCAACAACUCCUCCAUGUCCCCGUUCGGCUCGGCGACGGCGCUGUCCCACCAGCACAGCAACCUCAACGUGUCCGGCCUGGGCUUCAACAAGUACACCUCGCUCAAGGCUGUGGCCGAUACUGCUGCCAGAGGGUACUAUAAGAGCUACCCAAUGAUGGACUUCUCCCAUUACCAGAGCCCGCCCCCGACCUUCCAGCCAAUAGCAUUGCACGUCAAGGAGAAGCCCUACCUUCCAACGCUGGACAUCAAUUCCCCGCUAAGCAUCUCCAUUCCCCCUGCCCAACUGACCAGGCCCAAGAUCACCAAGACCAUAACACACCCUCUGCUCACCAACUCGGCCUUCAAAGCCUGGGACCCCAGCAGAGUCCACGUCCAGCGUCAGACCUCACAUCCCGGGCAUUCCUCAAGCCGCCGUCAGGCCUACUCCACCAGGAGGCAGUACAGCAUAGAGACACUCCCAGAGCUGGUCUCUCAGCCCCUGGGGUACGGACCCAGUCCUCAACAGCACCACCUGAAACACAAGGGCUUUCCCACCAACAGCAAGACAGAGGUGACCGUGUGAGAUGACCCUCUGCGGACUGUGAGCAUGCUGGGAAAGAUCUGUGUGAGUGUUCUUCAGGAAACAGCAUGGGGAAGACAGAGGAGUGUCAUUGUGAUUUUUUUAUGUUGUAGUUGAUCUUUUCUGCUUCACCUGUUCCAUCAGUCGAAUUCUCUGGGCUCCCCCCUUUGGCGUACGCUGCCUCAGUUGUCCCCUUCCCCUCGUGGCCCCGUUAUUCCUGUCUUCCCC